AUGGACGAUGCCGGUUUCUUCUCAUUUGUGUCCUUCUCAUGGAUGAGCCCCAUUAUGUGGAAACUGUUCCGAAACCGCCUCGACCUCCGCUCCCUCUCGAUCUCUCCAAACGAUGGCUGCAGCACCAAUGGAGACAGGCUGGAGAGGCUGUGGGACGAGGAAGUGAGUCGUGUGGGUCCAGAUCGCGCCUCGUUGGUCAGAGUGGUGAUGAGGUUCCAGAGGGGCAAGCUCAUCCUCAGCGCCAUCGCAUCACUCCUGCUGGAGCCCCUACUCUUCAUAGGGCCUUCCGUGUUGGUGCACAAGAUCCUGGGUUAUGUGGAGUCUGAUGCGGGCAGGUCGGUGGGCUUUAGCGUGGGCCUGUGUCUGGCUCUCCUGGCGGCAGAGUCCGCUAAGGUCUUCUUGCUGUCCCUGCUGUGGGCCACCAACAUCCGCAUGGCCAUACGCAUGAAAGGAGCCUUCAGCAUGCUAGCCUUCCGCAAGAUCACCCGCAUACGAGCCCUCACUACCGUCUCGAUGGGAGAGUAGAGUAGAGUGAUUAACGUGUUGACAACAGACAGCUAUCGCAUGUUCUCUGUGUGUCUGGUUGGGCCUUUCCUCUUCGCCAUCCCUUCUCUCCUGCUGGCCAGUGUAGCCUACGCCCCUUACAUACUGGGGUACACCGCACUCGUAGGGGUCUCUGUUUACCUGGCCUUCCUACCUAUACAGGUCGUCUUUGGCAAGGUCAUCAACUUUUUCCAACGUAAGGUUGUCAAGGAAACCGAUAGCCGCGUGCGCACCAUGAACGAGCUGCUGACCUGUAUGAAACUCAUCAAGAUGUAUGCCUGGGAGGAGUCCCUCGGCAAGAAGAUCUCAGAUAUCCGUAAGCAGGAGGAGAGGCUGUUGCGGUAUGCUGGCUACGUGCAGAGCAUGAACACCUCCAGCGUCAUCAUCACCCCCGCCCUGGCCAUCAUCUUCACCUUCGUAAUACACACUCGACUGGGUCGGCCGCUGCUCCCCUCCACGGCCUUCACCAUCAUUGCGGUCUUCAACUCGAUGCGGUUCGUUCUGGACAUGCUGCCCCUAGGUGUCAAGGCUCUUGCUGAAAGCCUUGUGUCCCUUGGACGUCUCAAGAGGAUGCUGCUGCUGAGGAACCCUGAGGCGUACGUGGAGCAGGGGAGAGGGCUGGGUGCCGCUGUCAUCGUGGAGGACGCAUCCUUCUCCUGGAAACCACCAACACCCUCCAGCGACUCAAGCCACGACACACGGAUAUCAGAGGACAACCUCACUCUGAGACACCUCAGCUUCACCCUGCCCAAGGGGAGUCUGCUGGGUGUAUGUGGGAAUGUUGGAAGUGGGAAAAGUUCCCUCAUCUGCAGCAUUCUGGAACAGAUGCAUCUGCAUCAGGGUCGUGUGUGUGUGGAGGGCAGUCUGGCGUACGUCUCUCAGCAAGCCUGGAUCUUCCACGGAACCGUCAGAGACAACAUCCUCAUGGGAGAAGCCUUCGACCAGCACAAGUAUGAUGAGGUCAUCAGAGCCUGUUCUCUUAAUCCAGAUUUGGCCACACUGCCCCACGGUGAUCAGACUGAGAUAGGAGAGCGGGGCAUUAACCUGUCUGGGGGGCAGAAGCAGCGCAUCAGCGUGGCCCGCGCGGUGUACUCGGGGCGGGACAUCUACCUCCUGGACGAUCCUCUGUCCGCUGUGGACGCCCACGUGGGGAAGCACAUCUUCCAGGAGUGCAUCAAGAAGAACCUCAUCAGAGGAGGCAAAUCAGUCAUCCUAGUCACACACCAGCUACAGUAUCUUCAGUUCUGUGACGAGGUGCUGCUGUUGGAGGAUGGCCAGAUCAAGGAGGUGGGGCCACAUUCUGCCCUCAUAAAGGCUAACGGUCGCUACGCUCAGCUCAUCGCUAACUACCCUAUGGAGCACACACAGGAGCAGAAUGAGGAGGCUGCAGCUGAUUCUCUCUCAGAUGAGACUCCACAGCCAAUAGGAGUCAAGUCUGUCAAGAACGGAAUCGACAACCCUGCCUUUGUCAUGAUGGAUGAGGGCAAGGAUGAACAAAACGAGGGGACGUGUCCUGUAAAAACAGAGAGCCAGUUGGUCAAACAGGAAGUGGCUCAAGAGGGAUCAGUAACGUGGAGGACGUACAAACAGUACUGCAACGCAGCUGGAGGCUUCUUCCCGCUGUCGUUGGUGUUUCUGGGGUUCGUGCUGCUUGUGGGGACGACGGCCUUCAGCGACUGGUGGCUCAGCUACUGGCUACAGCAAGGAUCAGGGAAUGGCACAGGCAGCAUCACAGACAACCCUGACCUAGACUACUACCAGCGUGUGUACAGCCUCACCACAGUGGCCAUGCUGGUAUUCAGCAUCAUCAAGGCAUGCUCCUACACACAGGUCACGCUGCGGGCAUCCUCAACGCUACACAACGCCAUGUUUGACAAGAUCUUGUUCAGUCCAAUGAGCUUCUUCGACACGACCCCCACCGGCCGUCUGGUGAACCGCUUCUCGAAGGACCAGGAGGAGCUGGACGCUGGGCUGCCCUUCAACAUGGAGGUCUUCCUGCAGAACUGCCUGGUCACCACCUCCAUCCUCAUCACCAUCGUAGCCGUCUUCCCCCUCAUGCUCCUCGUCGCGGCCCUCCUAGGCCUUGUACUCACAUCCUUACUCUAUAUUUUCCAGAGGGGCAUCCGUGUGCUGAAGCGUGAGGAGAAUAUGAGUCGCUCUCCCUGGAUCUCCCUGACCACCUCCGUCAUGCAGGGACUCAGUACCAUACACGCCUACGACAAGAGGGACCAGUACAUACACAUGUUCAGGGACAUGACAGACACCAACUGCAACCUUUACCUGCUGUUCAACUCUGCUACGCGCCUGCUCUGCUUCUGUUUGGACUUCCAGUCUGCCCUCACCACCUUCAUAGUGGCGCUGUUCACCACGCUCACGCCCAACGACACCAUUAACGCCUCUAUGAAGGGUCUAGCCCUCGCUUACACUAUUCAGUUAACCAAGGUGUUGCACUGGAUGAUACUGCGAUCUACAGAGGUGGAAGCCAAAUUCACAUCCGCCGAGAGACAACUGGAGUACAUCACGGGGUGUGUGUCAGAGGCUGCGAGGCAUGUGAAGGGGGCGUGUCUUCCAGAGGCCUGGCCUCAGCAGGGACAAAUCAAGUUCUGUGACUACAGCAUGCGUUACCGUGACGACACGCCCAUCAUCCUCAAGCAGAUGAACCUGUCAAUCAGAGCCAGAGAGAAGCUCGGCAUUGUGGGACGCACCGGAUCAGGCAAGUCCUCUCUUGGCGUGGCGCUGUUCCGGCUGUGUGAACCUGCAGGGGGCGCUGUGAUGAUUGACGGUGUGGACUGCAGCAGCGUCGGCCUCCAGCAGCUCAGGAGCCUGCUGUCCAUCAUCCCACAGGACCCCGUGCUCUUCACUGGCACUGUCAGGUAUAAUCUGGACCCCUUUGACAAGUACAGCGAUGAGCAGAUCUGGUUGGCUCUGGAGAAGACCUACAUGAAGCAACCGAUUGCCAGACUGCCAGAGCGGUUGCAGUCUCCAGUGGUGGAGAAUGGAGAGAACUUCUCAGUGGGGGAGAGACAACUCAUAUGCAUGGCCAGAGCGCUGUUGAGGAACUCAAGGAUCAUCUUGUUGGAUGAAGCGACGGCCUCCAUCGACUCGGAGACAGACUCUCUGGUGCAGCAGACGAUACGAGAGGCCUUCAGAGACUGCACCGUGCUCACCAUAGCUCACCGCAUCAACACCGUACUACACAGCGACCGCAUACUGGUCAUGGACAACGGACAGGUGGCAGAGCUGGAUUCUCCAGAAGUUCUGAUGCAGCGGCCCGACUCCCUCUUCUCCUCCCUACUGUCGGCUGCCAACCAGGUCGAGACGUGACGAUGGAAACAAAGAAAGUGGAUCUAACAAGAAGCGUCAUUUUGUUUCUUUUCCGGUAUCCACUUUAUGUCGGGUGAACGCCCCCUUAGGAGACCUUUGGUUAGGAGACCUUCGGAGUCCUGAGGUUGAGAAUCAAUGAAGUCCCCUUAGCGCUGUAGAUGGCGGUAGCGCACGUCUUGCGCAAACACCUCAAAAAAAGACAAAGGUGUAGGGCCCCCUUAGGAGACCCAACUUGAGCACACGCUUUUGCGUUGAGCGGGUGUGUUUUGCAAUAUCUUGCUCUCAUUCAGUAUUUUUGAUGGAAAC
Molecule: messenger RNA, 4173 nt
Organism: Engraulis encrasicolus (European anchovy)
Lineage: Eukaryota; Metazoa; Chordata; Actinopteri; Clupeiformes; Engraulidae
Product: ATP-binding cassette sub-family C member 12-like
Exons: 30
Biological process (GO): transmembrane transport
Cellular component (GO): membrane
Molecular function (GO): ATP binding; ATP hydrolysis activity; ABC-type transporter activity
Source: RefSeq, a predicted model, not a curated record